This is a messenger RNA of Cotesia congregata, 498 nucleotides long. The record is from the annotation of a GenBank genome assembly. NCBI's taxonomy places the organism in Eukaryota, Metazoa, Arthropoda, Insecta, Hymenoptera, Braconidae.
AUGUACACAGUGUCAAAAGGACCUAGUAAAAUAGUUGCGAAAACUCGUAGAGGAAUAAGCCAAAAUCUUGACAGACUUGAUAGCUUAAGGGAUCUUACCAGAAAAUCGGAUCCUUCUGAAAAAGAAUGCGAUGAUGAAAUCGACCGUCAUGCCCCAAAACCUGUUUUCAACGUUAACGGCAAAUCAAAAAUUUCCUCACAAAGACAUAGGAUGCAAGAGGUCAUUACUCCUCAACACGAGGAACUAAUUAAGUUUGUCUAUGAGUCUUGGAGUCAAGUAGGGUGUACAGCCAACGGCCACGAGGACUCUCAUAACUCUGAACACCAACAACAACAACAACAACAACAACAACAACAACAACGACAAGGAGGAGAUUUAAUAACGUCUUUGUAUUACAACGAUGGUGAACCAAAUGACGUUCUUCAAGACUUCAAACCAUUCGACCUGGAGUCUUGGUGGGGCAAAAGAUUGUUCAACAACAUCACAAAGUCUCUUUAA